Messenger RNA from Hemibagrus wyckioides, 2247 nucleotides. RefSeq names its product lysophospholipase 1 (gene lypla1). Gene Ontology annotation, cellular component: cytoplasm. Gene Ontology annotation, biological process: protein depalmitoylation. Gene Ontology annotation, molecular function: palmitoyl-(protein) hydrolase activity; carboxylic ester hydrolase activity. The record is from RefSeq and is a predicted model, not a curated record. The transcript has 9 exons. The coding region runs from base 408 to 1010 and encodes 200 amino acids. Lineage: Eukaryota; Metazoa; Chordata; Actinopteri; Siluriformes; Bagridae.
CGGAUCAGGCUUUAGAUUCAGGUAAUGCAUUUAAUACAUAUGUAAGAGAUUAGAGCUGAACGGAGAUCGGUUUUAGAUUCUCAGUACAGACUGCAGCGUGCGUGGUUUACACUCAGAGUACGAUCUAUUUACAUGGCUCUAAGCUAGUUUACGGUACUUAGAGAACUUAAUAGCGAAAGUCGGGGCUUAGUGAAUUAUUUGGUUUAUGUGAUCGGGUUGUUUCUUGUAUUAGAAAACCACAAGUCCUAGUUUGUAGGCGAUUGAGUUUUGGGCGGCAGAGUGCAAGCUUUAUUCUCCUUCUGAAUGUCAUCCUGCUCUCCGGUAUAUGUGCGGUAAUAACAUGUCCGCGCCGCUUCCUGCCAUUGUGCCGGCCGCCCGUAAAGCUACAGCGGCGGUAAUCUUCCUCCAUGGCCUGGGAGAUACAGGGCAUGGCUGGGCUGAAGCUAUGGCUGGGAUCAGGACCCCUUAUGUCAAGUACAUUUGCCCUCACGCUAAUGCCAGUUACCCUUAACAUGAACAUGGCAAUGCCUUCCUGGUUUGAUAUCAUUGGGUUGGGUCCGGAUGCAGAGGAGGAUGAGACUGGGAUUAAAAAAGCUGCAGAAAGCAUAAAUGCUUUGAUUGAUCAGGAGGUAAAGAAUGGAAUUCCAUCUCAUCGCAUCAUAUUGGGCGGCUUUUCUCAGGGUGGUGCACUAUCACUUUAUACGGCUCUUAAAACUCAUCAGAAACUCGCUGGUGUUGUUGCGCUAAGCUGUUGGUUGCCUCUCAGGAACUCUCUCUCAAAGUCAGUGAUUGGCAUUAAUAAGGAAAUACCAGUGCUACAGUGCCAUGGUGAUGCAGAUCCUCUCGUUCCAUUGAUCUUUGGGUGUCUUACAGUAGAGAAACUCAAGACCAUGCUGAAUCCUAACAGCAUCACCUUCAAAACAUAUCCCGGGAUGCCCCACAGCGCCUGCCCAGAGGAAAUGAUGGAUAUAAAACAAUUCAUUGAGAAGCAGUUGCCUCCCAUCGACUAAUCAAUAAUGCCUCUAUGAUCCUUUGUGUUGAUCAGUGGGCACAAGCUCUUUCCAGCUGCUGUCUCAUCAUCAACAAAACAACCAAAUUUAAGUUCAGGACUAAUCCUGAUCUCAAGCCUGGACAGAGCAGUGGUUCUUAUCCCUUCUUCUGGUAUUCCCAAUACUCUGCAUAUUUUGGGUUUUUUUUUCUUGCUUUAACAUGAUUGAAUUAAUCAGCCAAUAAAUCGGCCAUUCCUGAUUUCAUUUAAAGAAGGGAAAAUACUAAUGUCUACAGAGAAUGAGAAAUCUAAAACCAGGGUUUUGGCCCUGCUGGGUUGUGGACUACUGUGGGCUUAAAAGUAUUGACAGAAUUUUUUUGGCAUAGUAUCCAUUGAUGGUGAGCAUGUUUUUCUUUGAGCAUGGGACAUAUCACCUGUCAGAAACAUUUUUUUUAAAUUGGCUGUAAGGCUUGUGUGAUUAUAACAGAGAGUGUUUUUGAUGAAAAAUGAUACACAAUAAAAGAAAUGCUUCCUUGUACCAGCUUUGACAUUGUAUUUGGACGAUGUGCUGUAUAUACAGAUUGCAAAUAUUGCUUUAACACAUUAUAUAUCAUAUAUAUUUAUAAUAUACAGCUCUGGAACAAAAAUAAGAGACCACUGCCCAAUCUCCAUAUUUGAACCCUAUUGAAAACCUCUGGAAUGUCAUCAAGAGGAAGAUGAUGAUCACAAACCACCAAGUAAAACUGAGCUGUUUGCUUUUUUUGUAAAAAGAGUGGUAUAAAGUUCCACAACAGCAAUGUGCAAAACUGGUGGAGAGCAUGGAGCCGAAACACAUGCAAAUCGGGGUUAUUCCACCAAAUACUGAUUUCUUAAUGUUAUUUAGCCAAAGCAUUAACACAACUUGUUUACAAAUGAUUUGCAUUUUGUUUUGAGUUAUUAAAGCUCUGCAGAUACUGCAUGAUCUUGGGUUAUUUUGAUGUGUUGUCAUUUCCUUUAAAUAUACACUCUAAAUAACAAUAGUUAUAUUCUGAAUUUAGGAGAAAUAUUGUCAGCAGUUCACAAAAAAUGAAACAAAACUGUUCAUCUCACCAAUACAUGAACCUGUAAGAAAAACACACAAGAAACUGAUUAUUUUGCAGUGGUCUCUUAUUUUUUUUCAGAGCUGUAUUAAUAAAACAUAAUAUAAUUUAAUAGGAACACCUGUACCCUUGAUUUUUCAUGUAAUAUCCACUCAGUCAUGGGACAUCAUCACAAUAUAC